UGAUUACCUGCAGCACAGCGCGCGCAACAUCAGCAAUCUGUCAUGCAUAACUAAAGGCCAUUAGGCUAGUAGCACAAUUCACAUUUUCUGUAAAUUCCAGCGUAUUUGUUUCGUCUCUUAACAGGUUAUUUUACAGACUAUACAAAUGGACGGAAGAGGUUGUCGUCUUAGCAGCGGUGGUGGAGGCGACAGCCAACGUAGUGGGAUGAUCAGACUGGAAGACCUGGAAUCUUUUACGGAAGAGGAACUCCCGGCCGGCGAUGGCGUUUUAGAGGAGGAAGCCAUGGAAGAGGAAGAGCAGGAUAGACUACUAAAUUAUUGGCAAGAUAUUGGAAGAGUACAUCAAGUGAGCGUUCCCCAAGACAUGGCAGAACCGAUCCAGCAGUUGACCACUAAUACAGAGAGGGGACAGGACCGUGAGAAUGUCCCCUUCACCCUCAUCACUAGCAAGGAGAAGUGUGGGGGCGUGCUGUACGAGAAACGUCACUACGAGAAGGCCAAAUGGGCGUGUGUCACGGUCCACCAGGAUACAUACGAGCAGAGCAUCUGCCUUGGGUUCAUGAAACUCAUGAGAUACAUAUGCCAGCAGAACUCCUCAGGACACUACCUGGGGAUGUCCAUUCCCAUAGUAACUGUGGUACGCAUGGACGAGUCUCGCUCUGUCCUCUCCAGAGAUGUGACAGUGGCCUACUACCUGCCAUCGCAACACCAAGCCCAGCCACCCCUUCCGCUGGACCCUGACAUCGCCACGCAAGAGUGGCCCGCAGCCUUCGUCUACAGCAGGUCGUUCAGUGGGGUUACCAAUGAGCACUCCAUCGUGAAUGAGCUGAACAUGCUGGCUGAGGUUCUUGGGUUGCCCGAGGCCCGACUGUGCAACCCCUUCAUUGUGGCAGGCUACACCAGCCCUGCCGCAGCCAACCGAAACAACGAAAUCUGGUUCCUGGAGCGCGAGUGAAUUACCCACCCCACCUCCUGGGUAAAAUCCUGCCUCUCCUGCCCCAUCCUGACUGGGACUUGCUGAUUCCACCUCACCCCCUCCUUCAAAUGGUUCAUGUAUAUGGGAGAUGGGAGAGGAAAAGGGAGAUACUGUGGCUUUUACUUUUUUAACUGGUCUGCUGUGACUCUUAGUUUUCCUUUAAUUACUGUUAUUUUAGUUUUUAUUCUUGGCCUGUACUACACAAGGCUAUGUUGAGGAACGUUCACUGCAACCAAUACCACUUUAGAGUGCAACACUUAUGCCUGUUGUAAUAUUUCAUCUAUGUGUAAUUAAUUAGCCUUAAUUUAACUUGGAAAAUCUAAUUGAGAGUAAAACCUCUUUUGUAAGUGAGACACGAUCACUUACAUUAGAGACACUUAAUCCUGUUCCUGGAGAUCUACCGUCCUGUAGGUCUUCACUCCAACCCGAGCAAAGCACACCUCAUUCAGUUGUUAACAGGGAAACUAUUUUCACAUUGGCUAUGGCAUAGAAAUACAGCAAGCUAGUUAGAUUUUCUUUUAAUGCACGUGCCCAUGUGAAUACAUUAACGUGCUCAAGGACACAUCACUUAGUUCAAAUAACACAACUUUUUCUGGAUCUUCGUUUUCUUUUAUAAAGUAAUAAAGCCUCAAAAAUACACCAGAUAUUAAAAAAACCGUACAUUAAAACUCUCUUUUAUCGACCUAUUAUACUCCAUAGUUUGUGUUUUAAAGCGAUUAAUUUCGGCGCGGUCGCAAAAAGAAUGGGAAUGAAUGGGAACCGGAAAACCGGGAGGAACGGCACAGCCAUUAAUUCACUGACCUUUAUGAAGUGUGGAUCAGCUCGCAAGAUGGAGACCAGCAAGAUCUGCUGGGUUUCAUUGUCAUUCAUUACUUAAUUUUAAUCUUAAAGAAGUUGAUGAGACAGUCGCCUCGUUUCUUGGGUCUAAGUCAGUGCACUCCACAGAGAUACACGCAUACACUGAGAAUAUCAACUUGUGUUCGGGAGACAAACCUGAUCCAUAUUCAUGUCGCCUCACUUUAAUAGCUCAAAAACAGUGAGUCUGACAAUUAUGUGUAGCAUAUACUCCUUUUGGCUCUUUCCCAGCGGAUUUACAGGAGAAAAACACAUAUUUAUGUACAGCAAACAGUUGCCAGUUGGGUAGCUUUAGUACAAUAUUAAUGUGCAUACAAAGAAAAAUAAAUUGAGGCAAUUUGGAGAUAAGCCACGUAUUUCCUGGAGAAGCUGAUUUCAUAUUAAAUAAGCUUUUUUCAAAACACUAUUCCAAACAAUACCUAUAUGUUGUGUCCAUGUUUAUAAGUGCAUACUUCUGUCUUACACUACAGUGAAGAAUAAACGGGACUGUUGAAAAUGAGUGCAUAUGUGCAUGAUAAUGUAUGAUUUCAAAGUAUGUAUAUUCAUAUUUGCAAUGUUGUAUUUGUUAAAUACUAUACAUGUAUGUAAAAAAAAACAGCUUUUCUUUAAUGUUAGUAAAUUGCAGUGUUUAUAGCACAUGCUUUUGUUCCAAGGUGUGAAUGUACUUUUAGGAUGCAACAGGCUUUUACCUUCUCCAUUUUUCACAGCUGGAAAUUAAGUGGAAUAGUUGAGCAGUUGACAGUGAUGGGGAUUUAAAUGGGUUAAUUAAAAUGUGUUUGAAAACAUAAUCUAAAUGCAUUUUAGUCUUGAGCUAAGAAUAUGAUUCUGCUCGGACAAAUGUUCUAAGAUUGAGGGAUUGCAUGGCUGAAAAGACCAUACUACAUACCCUUUCUCAGAAUAUCAGUAUUGCAUACAAAAUGUAUUACAAUUAUUGUUGUUGUUGUUAAGUAUGCUAUUUAAUAUCAUUUAACAUGCCUGAUCGGGUCUUUAACUCCUACAAUUUAAUGGAUGCACAACAGCCACAAAAUGUCAAACACUGAAGUUCGGGAGAUAGCCCGUCUGCUGGUUUCCUUGUGUGCAAUACAGUGAGCUCCAUAAUGUUUGGGACAAAGCCAUAUCUUUCUUGAUUGACUCUGUACUCCAUAAUUUUAGAUUUGUAAUCAAACAAUUCAUGUGGUUAAAUUGCAGAUUCUCAGGUUUUAUUAAAGGGGAAUUUAAUACAUUUUCACCACAUAGAAAUAACAAAACUUUUUAUACAUCCCCCCCACCCCUUUCCAGGGCGCCAUAAUGUUUGGCACAAAUGGCUGCACGGGUGUUUUAAUUAGUCAAGUGUGUUCAACAUCAUUAAGAGCACUGGUGAGGUCAGUGAUCGCAAAGGGCCUGGUAGGACUAGGCAGAUUUCUCCAGUUGAUGACCAGAGAAUUCUCACCAUAAUGAAUAAACAAUCCCCAAUCACCUGUCUUGAUCAUUCUGCUGCUAUCAGCAGUUAUAUCAUCAAUGAAGACAGUGAGCCAGUACCUGUGGCAGCCAUACAUGCCCAAAUCACCCCUACCACUAUGUUUCACAGAUGAGUGGGGGAUGCUUUGGAUCUUGGGCAGUUCCUUUCGGUAUCCGCACUUUGCUCUUGGCAUCACUCAGAUACAAGUAAAUCUUGGUCUCGUCUGUCCCCAAGACCUUUUCCCAGAACUUUGCAGGUUGUUAGGUACUUAGCAAACUGUAACCUGGCCAUCCUGUUUUUGCAGCUAAGUAGUGUUUUGCAUCUUGCAGCAUAGCCUCUGGAGUACUGUCUGUGAAGUCUUCUGCAGACAGUAAUCACUGACACAUCCACACCUGCCUCCUUAAGAGUGUUUCUUAACCAUCAGAUCACCUUUCUUUAUUAUGGUGAGAAUUCCUUAGUCAGAGACUGUGGAGUUAUUCCUUAGCCUACCUGGCCCUUUGUGAUUGCUGAGUUUACCUGUGCUUUCUUUCUUCUUAAUGAUGCUCCGAACGGUCUAUUGGCCUAUUCUGACUGUUUCUUUUUCUUCAUAUUUGUCAGCAAUAGCUACCUUGACUUUCAUUGGCACAACUUUGGUUCUUAUGCUGACAAUUGCCAAUAACACUAUCCAAAAGCAAACAAAAGCCUAGAAUCAAGAGUCGAUACUGAAAGCACAAAAGAAGGAUUUAAACACACCUGACUGAUCAGAAACACCUGUGAAGCCAUUUGUCUUAAACAUUAUGGCACCCUGAAAAUGGGGUGGCUAUGUGUAAAAAGUGCUGUUAUUUCUACAUGCUGAAACCAAAAUGUAUUAAAAUAUAUUUUAAUAAAAGCUGAGAGUGCACUUUAACUAUAUUUUCAUUGUUUGAUUGCAAAUAUGAAAUUGUGGAGUACAGAGCCAAAUCAAGGAAACGUCUUUAUCCCAAACAUUAUAGAGCUCACUGUAUAUAUAUUUUCUUCAUUUGUGUUUUACAAGUACAAUGUCUUUAAAAAUAAACAGAGAAGGUACGGUA
Anguilla rostrata (American eel) is the source of this 4318-nucleotide messenger RNA. Its product is annotated as heme-binding protein 2-like. Gene Ontology annotation, molecular function: heme binding. Lineage: Eukaryota; Metazoa; Chordata; Actinopteri; Anguilliformes; Anguillidae. The record is from RefSeq and is a predicted model, not a curated record. The transcript is spliced from 5 exons. Bases 146 to 955 code for a protein of 269 amino acids.